AUGGAGACAUUCCAUCACUCACAAAUUGAAAAAGAUGAUGAAUUGGCCCUUCAUCAAUUUGAUUCGAUCUUGAGUUUGUCCAUGGGUGAAGCCUUUGCAAGGCAUGCAGCGAGUUGUGUGGUCGAAAUUGAGAAGGUGGAGAAAUGGAGAGUUGCACUUACUGAAGCUGGGAAUUUAGCAGGGUGGGAUUUGCAAAAUGUUGCAAAUGGGUAAGUAAUCCAUGCUAGACUUAUUUUCUUGUGCACUUCAUAUCUCUAUUUGUUUUGGGGGUGAUUUGGUGCAAUCUGAGUGGAUGAAAAUAAUACAUAUCUUCUUAUACUCAACACUAAAUGACAAUAUCUUAGAAAUACAUUUUUUUUUUAAAUUUGCUUUGAACCAGUCCAAUGUUUUAGAGUUUUAAAUCAAUAAAUCUAGUUGUGGUAAUGAAAAAUUAGCAUCUAGUUCACUAUGUUUUCCAGUAGUUAUUUCUCAUUUCAACUUGUCAUAUUUUUGUUAUUUUGCUGUUUUUUGGAUUAAAAUUGCAGGCCUGAAGUAAAGUUUAUUCGAAAAAUUGUUGAGGAAGUUUUGUAUAAAGUGAGUCAUACAUAUCUAAAUUUCACCAAGCAUCCAGUUGGAAUGGAUUCUCGUGUGAAUGACAUAAAUUUGUUAUUGAAGAGUGCAUUAAAUGGUGUCCGCAUGAUUGGGAUCUAUGGCAUGGGUGGAAUAGGCAAAACGACCAUUGCGAAAGCUGUCUAUAAUCUAAUUUUUCACCAGUUUGAAAGUGCCUAUUUUCUUGCGAAUGUUAGGGAUGUUUCAAGGCAACGAAAUGGUCUUGUUCAUUUACAAGAGCAACUUCUUUCCAAAAUUCUGAAGAAGAAGAAUCUAAAGAUUGGCAGUAGUCAUAGAGGCAUUUGCUUGAUGAAAGAAAGACUUUGUUCUAAAAGAGUUCUUAUCGUCCUUGAUGAUGUGGAUCAAAUUUGCCAACUAAAUUCAUUAGCAGGGAAUCAUGAUUGGUUUGGUUCAGGAAGUAGGAUCAUUAUCACAACUAGAGACAAGCAUUUACUAAAUGAAAUUAAUGUAGAUGAUAAAUACGAGGCUAAGGAAUUGAUUUAUGAUGAGUCUCUACAACUCUUCAGUUGGCAUGCUUUUGGACAACCCAUGCCACUAGCAGAUCAUCUAGAGCUAUCGAAUGGCAUACUGAAAUACGCCGGAGGGCUUCCAUUAGCUCUUGAAGUUUUGGGUUCAUAUUUGUUUGGAAAGAAAAUGCCAGAAUGGAUACAUGCAUUUGAGAAAUUGAAACAAGUACCUCAAAAUCAAAUUCUGCAAAAACUUCGAUUAAGCUUCGAUGCACUAGAUGAUUACAAAGUAAAGGAUAUCUUCCUUGAUAUUGCAUGUUGUUUAAUCGGAAUGCAUAAAGAGUGUGCAAUUCACAUACUGGAUGGUUGUGGUUUCUUCUCAGAAAUUGGAAUUAGUGUUCUUACUAGCAGAUGUUUACUAAAAAUUAAUGAAGAAAAUCAACUGAUGAUGCAUGAUUUACUUCGAGAUAUGGGAAGAGAAAUUAUUCGCGAAGAAUCUCCUAAAGAACCUGGAAAGCGCAGCAGACUUUGGUUUCAUAAAGAUGUAUGUGAUGUGCUAGAAAAACAGAAGGGGACAGAAGCAAUUGAAGGUAUUGUCCUAGCCCUGCCGCUCUUAAAGAACAUAAAUGUGAGGACUAAAACAUUUGCAAGGAUGGAGAAAUUAAG
Ilex paraguariensis (yerba mate) is the source of this 1721-nucleotide messenger RNA. Lineage: Eukaryota; Viridiplantae; Streptophyta; Magnoliopsida; Aquifoliales; Aquifoliaceae. The record is from the annotation of a GenBank genome assembly.